Messenger RNA from Acipenser ruthenus (sterlet), 790 nucleotides. RefSeq names its product myosin regulatory light chain 2, skeletal muscle-like. The transcript has a single exon. Gene Ontology annotation, cellular component: cytoplasm. The record is from RefSeq and is a predicted model, not a curated record. The coding region runs from base 67 to 567 and encodes 166 amino acids. Gene Ontology annotation, molecular function: calcium ion binding. Gene Ontology annotation, biological process: skeletal muscle tissue development. NCBI's taxonomy places the organism in Eukaryota, Metazoa, Chordata, Actinopteri, Acipenseriformes, Acipenseridae.
AUUGGUGAGUCAGGCUGCAACUUCUGAGCACAUACCAGCCUCUUACAACAUCUCUAGUAACCAAAGAUGGCACCCAAGGUAGCAAAGAGAAGGCCUGGCGGCUCCACCAACGUCACCUCAUUAUUUGACCAGACCCAGAUCCAGGAGUUCAAGGAGGCUUUCACCGUCAUUGACCAGAACCGCGAUGGCUUCAUCAGCAAAGACGACCUGAAGGACACCUUUGCCGUCAUGGGCUGCAUUAACGUGAAAAAUGAAGAACUGGAAGCCAUGCUAAAGGAAUCCAGUGGUCCAAUCAACUUCACCUCCUUCCUGACCAUGUUUGGCGAGAAGCUGAAGGGGGCUCACCCGGAAGACGUCAUCACAUCCGCCUUCAAGGUUCUGGAUCCAGAGAGCACGGGCACCAUCAAGAAGGAAAUGCUUGAGGAGCUGCUGCUAACCCAGUGUGACAGGUUCUCCAUUGAGGAGAUCAAGAACUUGUGGACUGCCUUCCCCCCUGAUGUGGCUGGCAACGUGGACUACAAGAACAUCAGCUACAUUAUUACCCACGGCGAGGACAAGAACGAAUAAAUAGACUACACUGGCAUGGGGCCUACCGAUGGGACCAGACUCACUAUAGGAACAAAUGUUAUCAACGCUUACCAAACCAAGAUGUCUUACAAAUCUCAUGGCUUUUCCUUGUCUGUCAAGAGUGAAUUCAAUGCCAAAUAAAUGUUACUGUUUCUAUGUUACUGUUUUCCAACCGGCAUUGUAAAAUGGUGUGAUGCAGCGUAAACAUUCAUAUUAGCAAUUU